GGGAAGAUGUGGUAAGCCAAGUCGUCCGUCGGUUCCCGCCUAGAAAGCACCAAACACACUCUCUACUCUCACCCUAAAAUAAUAGAAAUAACCAUGUUCAAGAUUGCCAUCUGUUUAUUGGCCCUGGCCAGUGGAUCUCUGGCCGCCAGUAUUGGCCAGGUUGACACCACCACCGAGAAACGAGAAAUUAUUCCUGUGCUGAAAUUCGAAACGGACAAGCAGCCCGACGGCUCCUUCCACUUCAGUUACGAGGGCGGUGAUCAGUCCGUUCGCCAGGAGCAGGGCAGGAUCGAAAAUGCCGGCACCGAUGAUGAAACCUUGGAAGUCUCCGGAAUGUAUAGCUACGUUGAUGCCGAUGGCAAUACUGUAGAGGUUCACUACACCGCCGGAAAGAAUGGAUUUGUGCCCAUUGGUACCAUCAUUCCCAAAGAAAUCACCGAACUGGCCAAGUCUGCUGCUGAUCUUCCAAAGAUCUCCGAGGAUGAGGAGCGCAAGUAUCGCCGAGCCCGCUCUCAGGAACUGGAGAAGAAGUCAGCUCCUGUGGAGAAGGUUGCCGCUCCGGUUGAGAAGGAAGAGACUGUCGAGGCCAAGGAAUCGGUUGUGGUAGAGAAAUCCGAGCCUUUGCCCGCCGAAUCCCAGGUGGUGCCCGUUCAGGUCGUUCUCGAUGCUCAGCCCGAAGCGGAGAUCAAGGCAGCCGUUGAGGCUGAGGUUGAGAAGAAGGUGGAGACUGCCAAGACUGCCUAAGCUUUCCUAGACUCUAGACUACCUAAGUAUUGUUUAAUUUAAAACCAAGUACGAUCUAAUUUAACUGGCUAGCAAUAAAGAGAUUCCAUAUCUGAAA
Messenger RNA from Drosophila eugracilis, 841 nucleotides. RefSeq lists its product as uncharacterized. Gene Ontology annotation, cellular component: chitin-based extracellular matrix. Gene Ontology annotation, molecular function: structural constituent of chitin-based larval cuticle. The transcript has a single exon. The coding region runs from base 94 to 744 and encodes 216 amino acids. Lineage: Eukaryota; Metazoa; Arthropoda; Insecta; Diptera; Drosophilidae. The record is from RefSeq and is a predicted model, not a curated record.